CCUCAAGGGGGCACAGUCUACUGUGACCAGCACGGCAACUUCCACACUGGAAGACGAUGACGUUCCGCGAGAAGAUAGACAAGGUCUUUUCGGAUACAUCAAAGAAGAUGGAAGAAGGGUCAACGGGUAGGAAGGCGCUGACAUUCUUGACUUCGGCGUUGGGGAGGGUAGUGAGUUCAUCCUCGCCCGAGAAAUUGGUGUACGACUUACAGACCUUUGCGGUACCGACUGGAACGCCGUGAAGCGGCGAACUACCUGUCACCAUUUACUCCGUCGGUCGGUGGGGAUUUGACGAUGGACCGACAUCGGCAUACGACUCAAGCGCAAGUGUUCGCGGGGUCAAGGGCGACCAAGAUGAUGUCGUGGGAGGCUCUGUUGGAUACGGGAAGUCUGGCAUCGUUUGUACAAGAAAGGUGGCGUUCAGGCGGUUGUGGCAGAGGGUGCCUCCGCACAUUCGAGACGUCCAUUUCGACUUCAAUGCGAAACUGUGGGAGCCGGAGGACAUUGACAAACUAGGGACGGGGCAGAACACGUGCGCGACCUGGAAAGGUUUUUCGAGCGCAUGGUCAAGUUCAACCUGAAACUGGCACCCAAGAAGACGAACCUGGGGGUGAAGGUGGUGACGUUCUUGGGACAUAAGUCACGG
Messenger RNA from Ectocarpus sp. CCAP 1310/34, 646 nucleotides. The record is from the annotation of a GenBank genome assembly. NCBI's taxonomy places the organism in Eukaryota, Phaeophyceae, Ectocarpales, Ectocarpaceae.